CGACAGUGUACAGUGAAUAUAAUUGCAUUGUAAAUAAAACAUCAGUACUGCUGAUAUGUAUUCAAAGGUUGCCAGGAAAUUAUAUGAAAUGAAUUCCCAAACACUAAGAAAUUCCUUUACAUUUUUGUUCAAUGAAUGGACAAGGUUUGGAAGGAAGCUCUGACAUCACUCAGGUCGUUUGGCUUGUUUCGAUGGCUACAGACCCCUUCCCAA
This is a messenger RNA of Acanthoscelides obtectus, 213 nucleotides long. The record is from the annotation of a GenBank genome assembly. Lineage: Eukaryota; Metazoa; Arthropoda; Insecta; Coleoptera; Chrysomelidae.